AUGCGCCUCAUUGCAGAGGACACAAAUAGUAUUUCAGCGAAGAAACGAAAAACCCUUUCUCCUCUGUCUCCUCCCCCUUCUCUUUCCCCUUCCUCCUCCUCCUCCUCCUCCUCCGCCGCCGCCGCCGCGGCGAUCACCACGCAUCGAGGGGAAUCCGCAGCUACCACCACCUCGUCAUCAUCAUCAUCCGCCCCGGCUCUGACAUUAAAGAGGGUUUCGCCCGACUCGCUCCAGUACGAGAGCGGAUUCUUGGGGGGAAUCUCGGAUCAGACGGCGGCGGCGGCGGCGGCGGAGGGGAAUGGGGCGGCGGUGGAGGCGCUCGACCCGAUGGAGUACCUGACGAACGUGCUGACGUCGCGGGUGUACGACGUGGCGAUCGAGUCCCCCCUUCAACCAGCGACCAAGCUCUCGGAGAGGCUCGGGGUCAACCUUUACCUCAAGCGCGAGGAUCUGCAACCCGUCUUCUCAUUCAAAUUGCGCGGAGCAUAUAAUAUGAUGGCCAAGAUGUCUAGGGAGCAAUUAGACAGGGGAGUUAUUUGCUCAUCGGCAGGAAACCAUGCGCAAGGAGUUGCAUUGGCUGCUCAGAAACUAGGCUGUGAUGCUGUUAUAGUGAUGCCGGUGACCACACCAGAAAUUAAGUGGCGAUCAGUUGAGAGAUUAGGAGCAACAGUUGUUCUUAAGGGGGACUCCUAUGAUGAAGCACAGUCAUAUGCCAAGCAACGUUGUGAGUUAGAAGGACGGACAUUUAUACCUCCUUUUGACCACCCUGAUGUUAUCACAGGGCAAGGAACUGUCGGGAUGGAAAUUAUUCGCCAAUUGAAAGGUCCAUUACAUGCGAUAUUUGUACCGGUCGGAGGUGGUGGAUUAAUCGCAGGAAUUGCUGCUUAUGUUAAGCGAGUUCGCCCAGAGAUAAAGGUCAUUGGAGUGGAACCUUCUGAUGCCAAUGCGAUGGCAUUGUCAUUAUAUCAUGGGCAGAGGGUCAUGCUAGAGCAUGUGGGAGGAUUUGCUGAUGGUGUGGCAGUUAAAGUAGUUGGAGAAGAGACGUUCCGUUUAUGCAGGGAGCUAGUAGAUGGGGUUGUUCUUGUCAGCCGUGAUGCUAUUUGUGCUUCUAUAAAGGAUAUGUUUGAGGAGAAAAGGAGCAUUCUAGAGCCAGCAGGUGCUCUUUCUCUAGCCGGAGCAGAAGCAUACUGCAAAUAUUAUGGUUUGAAAGGUGAAACAGUAGUGGCAAUAACAAGUGGAGCGAACAUGAACUUCGAUCGUCUGCGACUGGUAACCGAACUUGCUGAUGUUGGUCGCAAGCGAGAAGCCGUUUUAGCCACUAUUCUACCAGAGGAAUGCGGAAGUUUUAAGAAGUUUGCGCAACUUGUUGGCCCUAUGAAUAUUACAGAAUUCAAGUAUAGAUAUGAUUCACGUAAAGAAGCUGCUCUUGUUCUGUACAGUGUUGGAGUUUACACCGACAGUGAACUCAGAUCAAUGGUGGAGCGCAUGAAAUCCUCUCAACUUCAAACUUUUAAUCUUACUAACGACGACUUGGCGAAAGACCAUCUCCGGUACUUUAUGGGGGGCCGGUCAAAUGUCCCAGAUGAACUCCUUUAUCGAUUCAUUUUCCCUGAGCGGCCGGGUGCUCUCAUGAAAUUCUUGGAUGCAUUUAGUCCUCGGUGGAAUAUCAGCCUCUUCCACUAUCGAGCGCAGGGUGAGACCGGGGCAAACGUGUUAGUCGGCAUUCAAGUUCCGAAGGAGGAAAUGGACGAAUUUAAGAAUCAAGCUGAGAAUCUGGGCUACGAGUACACAUCCGAGAUGAAUAACGAGGCUUAUCGGCUUUUAAUGCAGUGAGUAUGUAUGAGUCUAGUUCCCAACCAUGCUUUUGCUUAUUUAUGGAGUCGUCAGUGGCGAUAACUCCCCUUCGAGACAACAACCUUGCUGGUUGAAGAAAAUCAGCAGAGAUUCAAGGAAAGGUUCUUUUAUCCUAUCGCCAAAUCUAGCUUUCUCUACUAUCCAUUGAUUUCUAGUGUUGUAUUAACUUUCCGUUUCCUUAGGGGAAGGGUUUCAGUAGGAAGCCAUGGUAUGAGUUCUUUCCGUUGUAAUGGAAUUCGCGAAAUGCUUUUCGAAGUACUUCGAGUGGACCGAUCUAUCUAUGAUUAUAAUCUAUGAACUGUGUUUUGAUCCUGC
Ananas comosus (pineapple) is the source of this 2169-nucleotide messenger RNA. Its product is annotated as threonine dehydratase biosynthetic, chloroplastic. The transcript is spliced from 10 exons. Lineage: Eukaryota; Viridiplantae; Streptophyta; Magnoliopsida; Poales; Bromeliaceae. Gene Ontology annotation, molecular function: pyridoxal phosphate binding; threonine deaminase activity. Bases 1 to 1833 code for a protein of 610 amino acids. The record is from RefSeq and is a predicted model, not a curated record. Gene Ontology annotation, biological process: L-threonine catabolic process.